This is a messenger RNA of Cydia splendana, 1263 nucleotides long. Its product is annotated as arrestin domain-containing protein 2-like. The record is from RefSeq and is a predicted model, not a curated record. Gene Ontology annotation, biological process: protein transport. The coding region runs from base 109 to 1248 and encodes 379 amino acids. Gene Ontology annotation, cellular component: cytoplasm. The transcript has a single exon. NCBI's taxonomy places the organism in Eukaryota, Metazoa, Arthropoda, Insecta, Lepidoptera, Tortricidae.
GGUAGACACGAAAUAUCCGCCCGUUGCCUUCAAUGUUUAAAGGAACAUCGAACGGACAGUGGAGUUUAUAACGAAAUAGUGCGACAAUAUCCAAACAACGCAUUUGUUAUGGGUAUUUUUUGUCAAAUAAGUUUGUGUAAACCAGCUGAUGAUGACGGGAGACACGCAUACCAACCUGGAAGCUUCGUAUCCGGAGGAAUAAGAUACGCCAUCGAUGAGGAAUACAACUUUAGAUCGAUAACUGUAUCCUUAAAGGGUCGUGGACAUCUCUACCUAGAAGAUUUAACGAAGAAGAGAAGAAGACGCAUGUAUACAUACACCAACGAUGAAAUAUACGUUCAUUUAGACGAAGUUUUAUACACUUUCGAGACGGACUCUCAUCCAGUAGGACAAUUCAAUGCCCAGUUCAGUUUUCAACUACCUCAUAAUAUUCCGGCAUCAAAAGAAUACUAUAGGGGUACGAUAAAGUACCUUGUGAAAUGCUAUGUCAAAUACGUUGUUUCUAUUAAAUUUGAGAUGCUGAAUUUUUUCAGACCGGACAAGCAGUACGAAAAAGAGAUACACGUGAUUUCCAUUCAGACACCACGUCUUACCUUGGAGCCUUUAGUGUACGGUGACCAGAAAAGCUUACUCCAAAUCAACCCUCUAUGCCUAGGUAAAAAAAACAUUGUCAACCUGAAGGCCCUUAUGACGACUUCGGUUCUCAGACCCGGUGAGUGUGUGAAAGUGGAAUAUGAGAUCAGCAAUGAUACGAAUAAAACAAUCAAAGGUAUUCAAGUGAAAAUAUCAGAAGUCGACCAAUACACUUCAAUGGGAGGCAGCGUUUUCAAGAAUUAUACCGAUGUAGAGGGUGCUGAGUAUAGUUAUGAGACUAUACCAGGUGGAGAAAUAGUGAAAUUUACUGCAGAAAUCACAAUUCCUGGACAUUGUGCUUCGAUCGAGCAUUGUAAAUUUUUAUCCCGAGAUUAUGCUGUAAUGACUGUUGUUAGAUUACCGGGCUUACAUAAUAUGCCUCUUGAAAUGCCAUUUCAAGUAAUAAAAACUCUAUCGAGCAGCGAGGAGGAAAACUAUUGCGUUUCUGGCUGUGCUCGUUGUACCUUUGCGAAUGAAGAAAUAAACUCGCUCAGGGAUGAUCCACCGACCUAUUGGGAAGUGAUGGCCGAGGGCAUCAAUGAUUCUCCGAAAAGAAAAGGAUCUAAAGGGGAUGCAAUACUUGGAAUUUGUAAAAAAAAUAGACCUAUCCUAUAACAAUAAUAAAAAAAU